Molecule: messenger RNA, 1891 nt
Organism: Betta splendens (Siamese fighting fish)
Lineage: Eukaryota; Metazoa; Chordata; Actinopteri; Anabantiformes; Osphronemidae
Gene: wrnip1
Product: WRN helicase interacting protein 1
Exons: 7
Coding region: 38-1828 (596 amino acids)
Biological process (GO): DNA repair; DNA-templated DNA replication; regulation of DNA repair
Cellular component (GO): nucleus
Molecular function (GO): single-stranded DNA helicase activity; DNA binding; ATP binding
Source: RefSeq, a predicted model, not a curated record
CACGUGACGAAAGGUCAACCGUUUCGCGGGAAUCAAAAUGGCGAACGACAUGACGUCGACAGCAGUGGACCUGGUGCAGUGUCCUGUUUGUUUUAAAAACUUCCAGCCCGCCGCGAUCAACGGACACCUCGACGCGUGUCUGCUGGGAAACGGCACCGACACCGGCACCGGCCCGUUCGCUGGCGCCGACCGCGAACCUCCAGUCAAGAAGCCCCGCGUCGGUGCGGAGGUAGCGCCGCCCAGCCCCGCUGUCAACAAACCCGCGAGCGCCCCCUCCUCGGCCGCGUGGACGCCGCCGCCCGCUACGUUUGCUCUAUUUCAGACCAACAAGACUAAAAUAUCGGUUCAAGGCGAACGAGGUGACCUGUUCACAAGUAAACAAGUCGUUGUCGCUUCCGCACACAAGGGGGUUAAACGUACUUUGCGGGACGAGGCUUCAGCUGGUGCUGAGGCGCGCGCGCGCGUGUCCGGCGGACAGACUAUGAAGCUGCUGGCGACCAACAAGCCUUUAGCGGAGACUCUGAGACCGAGCACGCUGGAGGAGUAUUUCGGCCAGAACAAGGUUGUCGGUCAGCAAACACUUAUCCGAACUCUUCUCGACUCCCAGGAAAUCCCGUCUCUGAUCCUGUGGGGACCUCCGGGAUGCGGAAAGACCACUCUAGCUCACAUAAUUGCCAGCGCCAGCAAAAAGCACGGCGCGGCUCGUUUCGUCACUCUGUCCGCUACCAGCGCGUCCACCAGCGAUGUCCGCGAGGUGAUCAAGCAGGCGCAGAACGAGCUCCGGCUGUGCAAGAGGAAGACCAUCCUGUUCAUCGAUGAAAUCCACCGCUUCAACAAAUCCCAGCAGGACACCUUCCUUCCCCAUGUGGAGUGUGGGACUGUAACGCUGAUCGGGGCGACCACGGAGAAUCCGUCCUUCCAGGUGAACGCUGCCCUGUUGAGCAGGUGCCGGGUUCUGGUUCUGGAGAAGCUCUCUGUGGAGGCAAUGGGCUCGAUCCUGGACCGGGCCGUGGCUGCGCUGGGGAUCCGAGUUCUGGGACGAGAAUCAGCAUAUGUCAAAGAUGAAGACCAGACAGAUGGACAUGGGCAAAAGAUUUACAUCGAGAAAAAAGCUCUGGAGACCAUCGCCUACCUCUGUGAUGGAGAUGCAAGAACGGGGCUCAAUAGUCUGCAACUGGCCGUCCAGGCUCAGGUGAGCUCCAACCAGUCCAAGCUGUUCCUACAAGAAGGUUCUUCUCACGACGUCCUGGUGACGGAGGAGCACAUCAAGGAGGGUCUUCAGAGGUCCCAUAUUCUGUACGAUAAAGCUGGUGAGGAGCAUUACAACUGCAUCUCCGCGCUGCACAAGUCUAUGCGAGGCUCCCAUGAGAGCGCCUCCCUCUACUGGCUGGGCCGCAUGCUGGAGGGCGGAGAGGACCCCCUGUACGUGGCCCGGAGACUGGUCCGCUUCGCCAGCGAGGAUGUCGGUAUGGCAGAUCCCUCCGCUCUCCCUCAGGCUGUGUCUGCCUUCCAGGCCUGUCACUUCAUCGGCAUGCCUGAAUGCGAGGUGAUCCUGGCUCAGUGCGUGGUGUACCUGGCGCGCGCACCCAAAUCUGUGGAGGUCUACAAGGCCUAUAAUAAUGUGAAGGCCUGCUUGAGGAACAACAAGGGCCCGCUGCCUCCGGUGCCAUUGCACCUGCGCAACGCUCCCACCAAGCUGAUGAAGCAGCUGGGCUACGCUAAAGGCUACAAAUACAACCCAAACUUCAGUGGCGCUGUGGAGCAGGAGUAUUUACCUGACGAACUGCGGGGCAUUGACUUCUUCACCUGGAUGCCUUCGAACCCAUGAGAGUCAAUAUUGUGUAAAGGCUGUAUGUGUAAAUUAAUUAAAUUCAUUCAUAUUUGUCCACUG